Molecule: messenger RNA, 3287 nt
Organism: Malurus melanocephalus (red-backed fairy wren)
Lineage: Eukaryota; Metazoa; Chordata; Aves; Passeriformes; Maluridae
Product: pancreatic alpha-amylase-like
Exons: 11
Coding region: 128-1666 (512 amino acids)
Biological process (GO): carbohydrate metabolic process
Molecular function (GO): cation binding; alpha-amylase activity
Source: RefSeq, a predicted model, not a curated record
GCUCGCUGUGCCCCGGCGGAAGGGGCGGUGCGGUCCCGGUACGGUCCCGGUGCGGGCGGCAGGCGGCGGAGUGGCCCCGGCACGAACAUAAACAGUGAGAAAAGCACAGCUGAUCCCAGAACACUGGAUGGGUAUCUAUUUUCUUCUGUUAAUUGUAGGGUUUUGCUGGGGGCAGUACAGCCCCAACACCCUCCCUAGGAAAACAUCUAUUGUGCAUCUGUUUGAAUGGCGCUGGCAGGAUAUUGCUCUGGAGUGUGAGYGCUACUUAGCUCCUAAUGGAUUUGGAGGAGUUCAGAUUUCACCUCCAAAUGAAAAUGUUGUCAUUACUGACCCCCAACAACCAUGGUGGGAAAGAUACCAGCCUGUCAGCUACAAGCUAUGCACAAGAUCUGGAAAUGAAACUGAAUUUAGAGACAUGGUGACCAGGUGCAACAAUGUUGGAGUACACAUUUAUGUGGAUGCAGUAAUCAACCAUAUGUGUGGAGCGAAUGCUGGGGCUGGUGACCAUGCUACUUGUGGAAGCUAUUUCAAUGCAAAGACUGAACAUUUCCCAGCUGUGCCCUAUUCUGGCUGGGACUUCAAUGAUCCUAAAUGUAAAUCUAAAAGUGGAAACAUUGAGAAUUAUCAUGAUAUAUCUCAGGUCCGGAACUGCCGCUUGGUCAGCCUUCUGGACCUGGCSCUGGAGAAGGACUACGUGCGCUCCAGGAUUGCUGAGUACAUGAACCAUCUCAUUGAAAUUGGUGUGGCAGGAUUCCGSAUCGAUGCUGCCAAGCACAUGUGGCCUGCCGAUGUCAAGGCGGUUUUAGACAAGCUGAAGGACCUAAAUACUGAAUGGUUUCCUGCAGGAACUAAACCUUUCAUUUACCAGGAGGUAAUUGACUUGGGUGGAGAGCCCAUCAAAGGCAGCGAGUACUUUGGAAAUGGCCGAGUGACAGAAUUCAAAUACAGUGCAAAACUGGGGACAGUGAUCCGCAAGUGGAAUGGAGAAAAGAUGGCCUACUUAAAGAACUGGGGAGAAGGCUGGGGCUUUGUGCCUUCCGACAGAGCCCUGGUCUUUGUGGAUAAUCACGACAACCAGAGAGGGCACGGGGCUGGCGGAGCUUCUAUUCUCACCUUCUGGGAUGCCAGGCUCUAUAAAAUGGCAGUUGGUUUCAUGCUUGCCCAUCCAUAYGGGUUCACACGUGUGAUGUCAAGUUUUCGCUGGCCAAGAYAUUUUGAAAAUGGAAAGGACAUCAAUGACUGGGUUGGACCCCCAAGUAACUCGGAUGGCUCCAUAAAGCCUGUGACAAUCAACGAGGACACGACCUGUGGCAACGGCUGGGUUUGUGAACACCGCUGGCGUCAAAUCAAGAACAUGGUUAAGUUCCGUAAUGUGGUGGAUGGUGAGCCUUUCUCCAACUGGUGGGACAAUGGCAGCAAUCAAGUGGCUUUUGGCCGUGGUAAUAAAGGCUUCAUCAUCUUCAAUAAUGAUGACUGGUCCUUGAAUGUAACUCUGCAGACUGGUCUGCCUGCUGGCACUUACUGUGAUGUCAUUUCUGGGCAAAAGGAAGGUGACUUCUGUACAGCARUUGAAGUUCAUGUUGCUGCUGAUGGCACGGCUAAUUUCCUGAUUGGSAAUGAAGCUGAAGACCCGUUCAUUGCCAUUCACAUUGAUGCCAAAUUGUAACCAGAUGUGUUGUGCAUGUGUUGUUGCUUCUCCUCUGUAUUUUUGCUAACAGCAAACAGAUGUGCAGAAUGUCCUGGCUCUCAGCACUGCAUGAACUGAGACAGAGCAAAAUGUGUUAGCUGUAAUACUAAUGAAAUAGUGAGCAGCUGCUGUACAGAGAUGAGAGCUGGUGAUGCCAGUGCAGGUCUGGGAGUGUAGGUAUACAUGCAAAUACACAUAAAUAUACAUACGAUAUAUACCGUUUACUAUACAUGCAAAUAUACAUACCAYCUGCAAAUGCUGCAUGCAUUUGUAAGUGCACUUCAAUUCAGCUAAGGGACUAAUAAAAAUGACAGGGGAAGAUARAAAUUAUUUAAUUUAAAAUUGUUCUGCUCUGUAGAAAUGUAGGUUCUCUUUAAGGGCAAGCAGGACUGGGAAUUGACAGGAUGUCCAAAAACCAAGAGAAGACCCCUUUGUGCUGAAGCAUGGCACAAUUCAAGUUGAUAUCAACAGCUCAGUUGAAAAUGCGUUUCUUCUGUUGGUCUAUACAUUCUCUCUAUCUGGUGAAUAAAAAAUGGCAUUUAAAUCAAGUUUUUCCCUUUUUGUGUGACAAACCAAACAAGGGGCCUGGGUCAGAGAAAGCUGGUCCAUGCCAGUCAGUUAUUCUAGCCUGUGGCAUCAUUCAAGCCUGUACCUGGUUCACAGUCAGCUUGUGCUUGUAUAAAUCAAAACCAUACAUCUUCUAUUGUUACACCAAUACUGACUUGAUCUCCUCUGCUGCUGCCUAUAAAGAGCUCACCAUUAGGAUGGUGGGUGCUCCCUGUUAUAGGAAAGGAAUAUGUGGGUUGAAACCUGGUGAAGCCCAGUGCUACAUUCAAAACACUUUUGUUAGUUGUUAACUUUAUGUCAUUUUUCAUGCUGUGCCAUGUGUGCUACUCAUGCUGGUCUGGCUGAAUCAAGGAGACAUUCAAACGUGUUAAUUAACAGAGGGGUAAACAGUUACAGUUACUCUCUGCUGAUGCACACAAUGACACAGUUGUUUAUCUAAAAUAAAGGCCACCUACCAGCCCUUUGUGCUGACUUUAAGUCAGCAUUUCUUUGCAACCCCCUUGAAUAGCCUGCAUGGACUGUGUGAGGUCUCCCAGUCCCCUUUGCCAGUAGCUUUGCCAUUCCUUGCAUCGGGUCUUGAGCAUUGGUCCAUAGUCUUCUUGCCUGACAGCAGCAUAUUGUUCACUGGAAAACACAUGCCAUUGGAAAUUGAGAGUCAUKCAGUGACAUUCUGUCAUUUCAAUGGGACUCCACAGGGAAAGGUGAUGUAAAAAUUAACCUCAGKCACAUUUAGUUGCCCUCAGUAAUAUGGAGGAAUGAUGGCGUCUGUUUUCCCUGAGUUGGUAAUCACAAGGUUCAAUCACUCACUGGCUCCUUGCUGUUAGUGAGUAGCAAGGUCAUUUGCAAUAAUUUAUUAUUUCAUCGUAGUAGUGAAAAAGAGCCCUUUAAUAAGGUCUGUGAUACGAAAAUGAACAGGUGGAAAAAUGGGAUCUGCUUGUGUGUUUUGGCCUUGAAGACCAAAUCUGGGAAAGAGAAUGAUGAAUGUGACACACUGGCUUGGCUAGUUUCAGAAAGAGCACACCAGAAGGAGUUC